This is a messenger RNA of Nilaparvata lugens (brown planthopper), 341 nucleotides long. Its product is annotated as eIF-2-alpha kinase GCN2-like. NCBI's taxonomy places the organism in Eukaryota, Metazoa, Arthropoda, Insecta, Hemiptera, Delphacidae. The transcript has 2 exons. The annotation marks the transcript as partial. The record is from RefSeq and is a predicted model, not a curated record.
UCGGAGGAGAGUAAAAUCGUCGAAAUGCUUCCAAAAAAGGAGUUGACAUUGGAUUGGAGCGUGGGAAAUGAGGGCGUGGCUAAUGCUAGUUCUGAUGAUGAUAGCUCUGACGACGAGUGUUGGAUCACUUUCAUGCCAGGCGUGGACGAUUCAAGCUCGUCGAUCGCUGAGGAGUCAAAGAGUUCGGAUAAAGCAGAGCAACCGUCGAACGGAGAUGGUGGAAGAGAGACAGCGAAUGAGAGAGAAAGAGAGCAAACAGAUGAGACGACUACAACAACCAAUGUCACACCUCUGCACUUCAUGUAUAUCCAGAUGGAGUUCUGCGAGAAAAGUACAUUAAG